Molecule: messenger RNA, 3260 nt
Organism: Pteropus alecto (black flying fox)
Lineage: Eukaryota; Metazoa; Chordata; Mammalia; Chiroptera; Pteropodidae
Gene: EIF2A
Product: eukaryotic translation initiation factor 2A
Exons: 14
Coding region: 100-1884 (594 amino acids)
Biological process (GO): translational initiation
Cellular component (GO): cytosolic small ribosomal subunit
Molecular function (GO): protein binding; ribosome binding; tRNA binding
Source: RefSeq, a predicted model, not a curated record
CCCGAGGCUGAUGACCCCGGAAACACUAAUUUGCCGUCUCCAGGCGUGAGGAGACGUGUAGGGGCCAGGUUUGGCUCUCGUGAACUCUGACCCAAGUGGAUGGGUUUCUCUUUCCGGGACAACAUGGCGCCGUCCACGCCGCUCCUGACAGUCCGAGGAUCAGAAGGAUUAUACAUGGUGAAUGGACCACCACAUUUUACAGAAAGCACAGUGUUUCCAAGGGAAUCUGGGAAAAACUGUAAAGUCUAUACCUUUAGUAAGGAUGGGACCUUGUUUGCCUGGGGCAAUGGAGAAAAAAUAAAUGUUACCAAUAUCACUAACAAGGGACUACUGCACUCCUUCGACCUCCCAAAGGUAAUUUGCCUUGAAUUCUCGCCAAAAAACACUGUCCUGGCAAUGUGGCAGCCUUACACUACUUCUAAAGAUGGCACAGCUGGGAUUCCUAACCUACAACUUUAUGAUAUGAAAACUGGGACAUGUUUGAAGUCUUUCAUCCAGAAAAAAAUGCAAAAUUGGUGUCCAUCCUGGUCAGAAGAUGAAACUGUUUGUGCUCGAAAUGUUAACAAUGAAGUUCACUUCUUUGAAAACAACAAUUUAAAUACAAUUGCAAAUAAAUUGCAUUUGCAAAAAAUUAAUGAUUUUAUGUUAUCACCUGGACCCCAACCAUACAAGGUGGCUGUCUAUGUUCCAGGAAGUAAGGGUGCACCUUCAUUUGUUAGGUUAUAUCAGUACCCCAACUUUGAUGGACCUCAUGCAGCUUUAGCCAAUAAAAGUUUCUUUAAGGCUGAUAAGGUUACAAUGCUAUGGAAUAAAAAAGCUACUGCUGUAUUGGUAAUAGCUAGUACAGAUGUUGACAAGACAGGAGCUUCCUACUAUGGGGAACAAACCCUGCACUACAUUGCAACCAAUGGAGAAAGUGCGGUAGUACAAUUACCAAAAAAUGGCCCAAUUUAUGAUGUAGUUUGGAAUUCUAGUUCUACUGAGUUUUGUGCUGUUUAUGGUUUUAUGCCUGCCAAAGCAACAAUUUUCAACUUGAAAUGUGAUCCUGUGUUUGACUUUGGAACUGGUCCUCGUAAUGCAGCCUACUAUAGCCCUCAUGGGCAUAUAUUAGUACUAGCUGGAUUUGGAAAUCUGAGGGGACAAAUGGAAGUGUGGGAUGUUAAAAACUACAAACUUAUUUCAAAACCAGUGGCCUCCGAUUCUACAUAUUUUGCUUGGUGCCCAGAUGGCGAGCAUAUUCUGACAGCCACGUGUGCUCCCAGAUUACGUGUUAAUAAUGGGUUUAAGAUUUGGCAUUAUACUGGCUCUGUCUUGCACAAGUAUGAUGUGCCAUCAAAUGCAGAAUUAUGGCAGGUUUCUUGGCAGCCAUUUUUAGAUGGAAUAUUUCCAACAAAAACAAUAACCUACCAAGCAGUUCCAAGUGAUGUACCCAAUGAAGAACCGAAAGCUGCAACAGCUUAUAGACCCCCAGCUUUAAGAAAUAAACCAAACACCAAUUCUAAACUGCAUGAGGAAGAACCACCUCAGAAUAUGAAACCACAACCAGGAAAUGAUAAGCCGUUAUCAAAAACAGCCCUUAAAAAUCAAAGGAAACAUGAGGCUAAGAAAGCUGCAAAGCAGGAAGCAAGAGGUGACAAGAGCCCACCAAAUUUGGCACCUACUCCUGCCGCACAGAGCUCAGCAAGAAAUACUCUCUCUCAGUCAAUUUCUGGAAACCCUGAGGUGGACAAAAAAAUCAAGAACCUAAAGAAGAAACUGAAAGCAAUUGAACAACUGAAAGAACAAGCAGCAGCUGGAAAACAACUAGAAAAAAAUCAGUUGGAGAAAAUUCAAAAAGAGAAAGUCCUCCUCCAGGAGCUGGAAGAUUUGGAAUUGGAUAUUUAAAGGUUCAUGGAAAGCAAGUUGGUUGUCAGAAAUUAGUGCAAACACAUCUUCUGUUAAGCUCAUUGAUAUAUAUGGAAUAUUAUAUGUCCACAUUUAAUGUUCAUUUAUAAUUUUAAUCAUUCAAAAUACUACAUCUGUUCGAAAUUAUUUAAUAAUGCCUAUUAAAUUGAUUUUUGCUUCCUGCAUCCUCUAUCAUGUCAACAUAUGAUAUAAAAAAGUGAAUUUUCUAGCUAAGCUUGACCGAUUGAAAGACAGAUGUCAUCGUUUUUUUUAGUAGGAGAUAGUAUUUACCAUAUAAAUAAAGACCUUUCAAAUUUAAUCAAUUUUGACUUUGUUAUAAGUUUCUCAAGAAGUCCUUUAUUAAUUUACAAAGCAAGUUUGGGAAAAUUGUCCUUUAAAUAUAUAAUAUGGCUUUCUUGAUCCUAAAAUAUCAAAACUCUAAAGAAAUCUUUAAAAAUCAGAUUGUAGUAAAAUAUGUUAAAUUGUUUAUAUUGUUUGUAUUAUUUGAAGUAAAGUUUGCUUAGUUCUAAAGUAUAGACUUUAAAAAUAGAAAAUACUAAAAUAUUUUAUUUUGAUAUUUCAAAUAAUAAAUGUAGUAAUCUAAGGGUGAGGUAAAUAUUUUCUAAACAUAAACUAUGAUUGUUUUGGUUGUCUUUUCACAUGACCGAAAAAAGAUGUAAUGAUAAUCCAAGAUACUUGACUAUCAAAACUAAUUUAUAUUUGGUUUGGGAGUCUGUUAACGAUUAAUUUUUUUCAUCAGGUUUACAUUUGAAAUUAUUAUUUCAUUUGCAUUGAUACAGGUUUUUAUUUCCCAAAACCUGAUAGGUAAAAGAAAAUAAUCUAGAAACACUUUGAGAGAGACAUAUAAACAGAUAACUGAGUUUACUGAUGCCUCAAAGUAUAAGAUUUGGUAAAGACCUAAUGCAUUAACAUUGAGUGGUAUUUUAAAUGUUUUGCGUGUGGAUUGUGUGUGCAUGCAUACUCAUGUCCAUAUAAUUGCUUUCAACAUUAAUUUAUUUCUGCUAAUAGAAACUGAUGCAGAGAAAUUACUUUUACAAUAUAUUUUUUAAAUUGUUUUUCUAAUAAACUGUUAAAUAAUGCAUCCUGAGACAGCGUAAUUUUUUUUUUGGCUUAGCAGUUUAACAGUUUUUUAAAUUAAUUACUAUUUAUGACAGUUUACAAUCGACUUAUUAAUCAUUUUAAAAUGUUUAUCAGAGGCAGUAUCAUUGAACUUUUUGUUUUAGUCAGAUGCUUUUUAAUUGUUCAAGGAUGAUUGUUCCUACCAAAAUUCUUAGACUUUUUUGUUUUAGAAGUUUUUUUUGUAUCUGUAAUGAUUUAAUCUAUUUAAUUCUCUAUAAAUUUCUGAGCACACUGAA